GCGCGCCUCCGGCGCGCGCAGAACAAAAACAGCAGCAGUGCCCCGGCGUCCGUGGCCAGGAGAGCAAGUCCGAAGCUGCGCUGUGCCGUGGCCGCGUGGCCAACCAAAACCCCAGCGCCGCGCGCUGGCUGACUGACACGCCGUGCUCUGCACGGCCGCGCGCUUGCGUGUGUUGGCAGGUGCGGGGGGAGGCACACGACACGCAGCCUUCCCCGACGCCCACGGACGGCGGAUGCCCCUCGCGGGCGACAGACUGCGCCGACGGCUGCACCAGGGGCGGAUAGCCCCCAAGGAGACGGAGAACACUGCACGGGGCGCCUCCAGCGGGGCGUGCGGCGCCGCCCGCUCAGUCCUCGCGGGCGGCCACGCCGGGCAGCCUCAGCGGCCCUCCCCGCCGGCGGCCCCGGAGCGGCCGCAGGGCGGCGGCACCGGCGCCGGGGCGAGCACCCUGCCAGGACAGAGGGGGCAGCACUGGCGCUUGCCCCGGGCGUGGGCGCCGCCCUGCGUCAGCCACCGCGCCGCGCACGCGGGGUGGAAGGCGUGCUUGC
Molecule: messenger RNA, 548 nt
Organism: Prorocentrum cordatum
Lineage: Eukaryota; Dinophyceae; Prorocentrales; Prorocentraceae
Source: the annotation of a GenBank genome assembly